GCAAGGAGUAGGAUGGGCAACAGCUGGGGAAGAGGAGGCGGAGAACACAUUCGGGUCAUCGACGUCAACGCAGCCGAAGCUAACGCAACACGGGGCUUUCGGCACAAUCGAAUUCAGACGUACAAGUACACAGCGCUCACCUUUCUCCCUCUCAACCUCUACGAACAGUUUGGUCGCAUUGCUAAUGUCUACUUUCUCCUCAUCGCCAUUCUCCAACAAAUCCCAGGUGUCUCUCCUCUUGGUUCGGGUACGACUGCUUUGACUCUGGCUGUUGUUCUUGGCUUUACCGCCGUCAAAGAAGCUCUGGAAGAUUGGCAUCGUCAUCGGAACGAUGACGGCGUCAACAACCGUCACACUACCGUUCUUCGCAAUGGCAUCGAGCUCGAAGUCACCUGGCGCGAGGUCGUCGUCGGUGACAUUGUCCGAUGCAUUGACAAAGAGUUUUUCCCUGCUGAUCUGCUCCUCCUCGCCUCGUCCGGGCCGCAAGGCAUGUGCUACAUCGAGACGUCCAACCUCGACGGCGAGACCAACCUCAAGAUCCGCCAAGCCCUGCCUGCCACUGCUGAGCUGUAUGGCGAGAUCUCGCAUCUGCGGGGCGCCUUGCGCUGUGACCCGCCCAAUGCGGCCAUGUACUCGUUCUCCGGCGAGCUCGCGCUCAACUCGGUCGCCUCGGGCACGCUUCGCGUCUCCAACAAGCAGAUUCUGCUCCGCGAGUCGCAGCUCCGCAACACUCGCUGGGUCUACGGCCUCGUCGUCUACACCGGCCAGGACACCAAGAUCAUGAAGUCGUCGAACAAGGUCCGCCUCAAGAAGUCCAACGUCGAGCGGGUGACCAACACCCUCAUCGUCCUCGUCUUUCUCUUUGAGCUCCUCCUCUGCAUCAUCUGCGCCGUCGGCAACGGCAUCUGGCUCACAACCUCCAAGGACGACGCCACCUACCUCAUGCUCGGCUCGGUCUCGCCGGCCUCGGAAGGCGCACUCUCCUUCCUCACUUUUCUCAUUCUCUUCUCUAACCUCAUCCCCAUCUCGCUCUACGUCUCCAUGGAGACUGUCAAGUUUGGCCAGUCCAAGCUCAUCGACCAGGACGUCUCCAUGUACUACGGCGAGAAGGACAUCCCGUGCAUUUCACGGACCUCGAACCUCAACGAGGAGCUCGGCCAGGUCGAGUACAUCUUCUCCGACAAGACCGGCACGCUGACCUGCAACCUGAUGGAGUUCAAGAAGCUGACCAUCGGCGGCCGCGCCUACGGCGAGGGCACCGCUACCUACGCCGCGCCCGCAGACACCCUCCCGCCGCUGCCGGAUCCGCACCCUGCCGCCCACCCGCUGCCGGGCCUCACCGACCUCGCCUCGGCCCCAUUUGUCGCCUCCACCCCUGUCCCGCACGUCUGCUUUGUCGACGAGGACGAGCGCCUUGUCCACGCCGCCGCCUCUCCCGAGCUCGGGCGCAUCACCGAAGAGUUCUUCACCCUCCUCGGCGUGUGCCACACCGUCAUCCCCGAGGCUGCGCCCGACGCUCCCGGUGGCCUCGUUUACCAGGCCGCCUCGCCCGACGAGGGCGCCCUCGUCAACGCUGCCGCCGCUUUUGGCUGGCGCUUCAUCGCCCGCACCCCUUCCACCGUCACCGUCCGCAUCUACGACGCCACCGAGCGCGUGUACGACGUUCUCCACGUCAACGCCUUCAACUCGACCCGCAAGCGCAUGUCCGUCGUUGUCCGCACUCCCGACGACCGCAUCAUGCUCUACUGCAAGGGCGCAGACACCAUGAUCUACGACCUCCUCGCCGAGGGCGACGCCAUCAACUCGGCUACUGCAAACGUGACCCAGGCCCACCUCGACGCCUAUGCCAAGGACGGUCUUCGGACGCUUGUCUGCGCCGUCCGCGAGCUCGACCCUACCGAGUACGAGCCCUGGCAGGCCCGCGUAGACGCCGCGCUCGAACUCGAGGACAAGGCCCGCAAGUCUGAGCUUGCUGACCUCGCUGCAGAGAUCGAGCAGAACCUCACCCUCGUCGGCGCCACCGCCAUCGAAGACAAGCUGCAGGAUCAGGUUCCUGACACCAUUGCCUCGCUCCGCGAGGCCGGCAUCAAGGUCUGGGUUCUCACCGGCGACAAGCAGGAGACCGCCAUCAUGAUUGGCAAGUCGUGCAAGCUCCUCGACGAAGACAUGCGUCUGUUUGUUGUCAACGCUGGCUCUGAGGACGACGAUACGCUUCUCAGCCACGCUGACCUCCUCGCCCUCCUCGAGCGCUACCUCGACGAGCUCGGUUCUGCGCUAACCACUCGGUCAUCGUCGGGCGCCGCGUCGCGUGAGUACGCCUGCGUCGUCCACAACCUCACCUCAACGCUUUCGGCCAAGCUCCUCGAGCUGACCACUGCGUGCAAGUCGGUCAUCGGCUGCCGCGUCUCGCCCGCCCAAAAGGCGCAGGUCGUCAAGUUCGUCCAGGAUGCGCUCGACCCAGUGACCCUCUCCAUUGGCGACGGUGCCAACGACGUCGACAUGAUCAAGGAGGCCCACAUCGGCGUCGGCAUCAAUGGCGAGGAAGGCGGCCAGGCCGCUCUCUCCGCCGACUACGCCAUCGGUCAGUUCAAGUACCUCAAGCCGCUGCUUCUCGUCCACGGCCACUGGUGCUACCACCGCAUCGCCAAGCUCAUCUUCUACUCGUUCUACAAGAACAUCGCCCUCGCGCUCACCUUUGUGGAGAAGUGGACCUUCUCGCUGUACAACGUCUCGUACACCGCGCUCCCCAUCCUCAUUGUCGGCCUCUACGACCAGUGCCUGCCUCGUGCGGUGCUUCUCGCUCAGCCGCGCCUCUACCGAACCGGCCCAGCUAACCGGUUUUUCUCCAUCCGCGGCUUUUGUGGCUGGCUCCUCGCCUCGCUCUAUCACUCGCUCAUCUUCUACUACCUCGGCGAGGCCGCCGUCGGCCAAGGCGCCGUCGACUCGUCGGGCCAGACCGCUGGACUCUACUACAACGGCCUUGUCAUCAUGUCGUGCAUCGUCGUCACCGUCACCGUCAAGCUCUGCUUCGAGACCAACACCUUUUCCUGGCUCAACUGGCUUGCCCUUGCCCUCAACGGCGGUGGCUACUUUCUGUACAUCCUCCUCUUCUCCUUCAUGGGUCCGGUCUUCUCCGACCUCUGGUCCAUGUACUACGUCGCCCCGUACAUGUUUGCCGCCCCGCGCUUCUGGUUUACCCUCAUCCUCAUCCCGGUCAUCGCCCUCAUCCCGGAUGUCACGUUCAAGUUUGUUCGUCGCUGGUUCGCUCCCGAGCCGUACGUCAUUGUCCAGGAGCAGUUCAAGCUCGGCCUCCUUGCGGGCUCGGACUCUGACUCGCCUGAAGGCGACUACCGCGCCGCCGCCACUCCGCUGCUCCCGGUCUCUGGUCGCACCGCCGCUUCGACGCCCUGGCCGGCCUCGCGCUUCAACAAGGAUCGCGAGUCGUCGUACGCCUACGACGGCGCGCCCGAGGAGCAUGUCCGCUACAUCAUGGAGGGUCUCGAGGCUGCCCAUGCCUCGCCGCCCAAGCACACUGCUGCUCCCCUUUCCGCAAACCCCAACGUCCUCGCCCGCAAGUCGCCGCGUCCUAGCGAGGUCUGGGAAGCUGCCGCCGGAGUCCAGGCCGUUGAUAUUCCCCAGGACCAUGGCCACAACGACCCCCGCUCCAAAGAAUGGGCCGAAGAGCCUGAUCGGUAA
Messenger RNA from Thecamonas trahens ATCC 50062, 3696 nucleotides. RefSeq lists its product as uncharacterized. Gene Ontology annotation, biological process: phospholipid translocation; Golgi organization. Lineage: Eukaryota; Apusomonadida; Apusomonadidae. Bases 13 to 3696 code for a protein of 1227 amino acids. Gene Ontology annotation, cellular component: plasma membrane. The transcript is spliced from 3 exons. The record is from RefSeq and is a predicted model, not a curated record. Gene Ontology annotation, molecular function: ATPase-coupled intramembrane lipid carrier activity; ATP binding; ATP hydrolysis activity.